This is a messenger RNA of Astyanax mexicanus (Mexican tetra), 13801 nucleotides long. It is a transcript of the gene igdcc3, whose product is annotated as immunoglobulin superfamily, DCC subclass, member 3. Gene Ontology annotation, biological process: axon guidance; cell-cell adhesion. Lineage: Eukaryota; Metazoa; Chordata; Actinopteri; Characiformes; Acestrorhamphidae. The record is from RefSeq and is a predicted model, not a curated record. The coding region runs from base 241 to 2655 and encodes 804 amino acids. Gene Ontology annotation, cellular component: axon; plasma membrane. The transcript has 14 exons. Gene Ontology annotation, molecular function: protein binding.
GUUCGUAAGCACCUAGAGCAGGAGCGAGGAUACAGCGCGUGCGUGUGCGGAGUGUGGAUACAGCGCGAGGACCGGAGAGAGCGGUGGAGUACAGUGGAAAGAGAGAUAGAGAGAAAGAAAGAGAGAGAGAGAGUGAGUGGAUAAAAAGAGAGACUCUGUCACAUUCCUGGUUGAUGUGGAUGAUGGCGCGCGCGUGCUGCUGGAGCCGGGCUCGCGCGCUGUAGUGUGUGUGUGUAUCGGAUGCGCUGUCUCCUCCGCGGCUCUUCUUCCUCAGCGCGCUUUUGUUCUCGGGGUCUCGGGAUCUGUGCAGCGGGAUACAGCGGGCUGAUGGCCGCGGGUUGGCGCCGCUCGGCCGCGGGGCUGCUGGGAGUUUGGCUGCUGGCUCUGUUGGGUGCAACAUCUGCAGCUGAACUGUCCUUCACGUUAGAGCCCAGUGACAUCAUCGCAGUCCAGCAGCAGCCUCUGAUGCUGCACUGUCAGGUGGAGGGAAUCCCACCCAUCACCACACAGUGGAGGCGCAAUGGAGCACCUCUGCAAGAGGACCAAAACUACUCCAUGUUUAUCAACGGCUCGCUGCUGAUUGGACGCUUCCAGAGGAACAGGUCUGACGGCUCCUCCGAUGAAGGGGACUAUGAAUGCGUGGCCCAGAAUUCCUUUGGGCUGGUCGUGAGCCGCAAGGCUAAAGUGCAGGCUGCCACAAUGGCAGAUUUCCACGUGCACCCGCACUCAGUUCGGGCAGAUUUGGCAGGGGUUGCUCGCUUACAGUGCCAAAUCCAUGGCCUGCCAGAGCCGGUCAUCAGCUGGGAGAAAGAUGGGCGUCCAGUGGACACUAACGAUGAGAGGUACACUCUGCUGCCCACAGGUGUGCUGCAGAUAACAGGUGUUCGACCCGAGGACAGCGGGGUCUUCUGCUGCGUCGCCCACAACAGCGCUGGAGUCAAACACAGCGCUGGAGCCCACCUUACUGUCUCAGGCUCUCAGUCUUCUGUUUACAAAGAACCCACGAUCCUUGUCGGCCCUGAGAACCUCACCCUCACCGUGCACCAGACUGCCAUCCUGGAGUGUGUCGCCACUGGCUACCCACGUCCCAUUGUGUCCUGGAGCCGGCUGGAUGGGCGGCCGAUUGGAGUGGAGGGCAUUCAAGUGUUGGGCACGGGUAAUCUGAUGAUUUCUGAUGUCAGAGUGCAGCACUCGGGUGUUUAUGUCUGCGCAGCCAACAAGCCAGGGACUCGUCUGCGGCGGACGGCUCAGGGGCGUCUGGUGGUGCAAGCCCCAGCUGAGUUCGUUCAGCCUCCUCAGUCUGUAGCACGGCCAGUGGGCACCACUGCCAUCUUCACCUGCCUGGCCCAGGGUGAGCCCACCCCUCAGAUCACUUGGUUGAAGAAUGGCCAGAUCCUGGAGCCUGGAGGCCAUGUCAAACUCAGGAACAACAACAGUACACUGACCAUCUACAGCAUCAGUCAGGAGGACGAGGCUAUAUACCAGUGCAUCGCAGAGAACAGUGCAGGAUCUUCUCAGGCCAGCGCACGUCUCACUGUACUGUGGGCCGAUGGGCUGCCGGGUGUGCCCACGGGGGUCCGGGCCGAUGCCCUCUCACCCACGUCCAUCCAGGUUUCAUGGAACGAGCCCACCCAGAACACACAGGACAUCAUCAGCUACGUGCUGCACAUCCGCAAGACUGCAGACCCGAUAGAGAUGGAGUAUCAGGAGGCUGUGAGUAAAGUGACACUGCAGCAGGUGGUGGGGGAUUUGGAGCCCUCCACCAGUUACAGUUUUUACGUGAAGGCCUACACCUCGCGCGGAGCCAGCAAACCCUCAGCCACAGCUCAGCAGAGCACGCUGGGAGAGGUUCCAGCUCCCCCGUCUCUCUACACGAAGGUGGUGAACUCCAGCGUGGUGCAGGUGGUCUGGGAGCCGUCUACGAAGAUGGGCCAACAUGACGGCUUUAAGCUGUUUUACAGAAAAGCUCAUGCUUCCCUCUUUACCGGACCCCUAACCUUCUCUCGCAACGUCACCCAGUACAACAUCUCUCUGCAGGAUCCAUCAAUGGUGUAUGAAAUCAAAGUCUUGGCGUUUAAUCAGCAUGGAGAUGGCAAUGCCACCUUACGCUUUGUGUCACUAAAGGAACCAGUGGAGAAAUCAGUGCUGAAUACUCCAUGUAACUGUUUGAAAGAAGAGCAGAGUAAAACCUCCACUACUGGCAUCAUCAUUGGAAUCCACAUUGGAGUCACUUGCAUCAUUUUCUGCGUACUCUUUCUCAUGUUCAGCUAUCGUGGCAGGUUAAUGUUAUGUAAGACAGUGCAGGCCACUCCUCAGGUGGGAAGGAACCCGGCGUCAGCAGCAGCAGCAGCAGCGGUGCUGGAGUCCUCCUCCUCUCAGCAGGGAGUGCUGGCCCUUAACGGCCUGCACAGCACCAGUACCGAGGUCAGCAGGGCCCAACACGGAGUCAAGAGCCUGACCAGCUCAAGCCAGAGGGAGAGGCUGGUCUCAGGUUCAACAGAUGCUGCACACACGAUGGAAAGCUUGCUGGUCUCUUGUUCGCUCAACGAGACCCAGAUGUCCACGCUAUCCCUGGAUGACUUCAGCUUGGUGGAGGAACGCAGAGGAACGCAGUACCACGAUCGACCCUCAGAGAGCCAGCUGGAUGAAGGCUGAAGAUGCAGUGAAAAGCCUGUAAACUCCACUCAGACUACUCCUCUCCCUCUCAGGUCAACUGAAGUAUUCCCUAUUUUUUUCUCCUUUUUAAUGUGCAGAGUUUAUAUAUGUUACGUUCCCGAGUGUGGGAACUGCUGGACACCAUAACUGGGAGGGCCCAUGUAUGGUUGGGUGUGGUCAUCCAUGAUUUCUUCUUCUUCUUCUUCUUCUUCUUCUUCAUUGGAAGAUGUUUUAGUUUUUUCACCUUUCAACAUUCGGAUCAGCAAAGGCAGCGGAAAAAAAGACACAUCCUUAAGUGUCUUCUUUGGUAAAAAUAAAAAACAAGAAAUCCACAGGGAAUCCUCAUUCCAAAUGUACUUUUUAACAUUUUUUCAAUGUUUUUUUUUUUUUUUUUUGAAGAAAGACUGAAAUGUCCUCUUGCCUACUCUCUCAGCCUACCAAUGACUUCACGAAAACCCAUCCAGCGAAGAUGACGGCCUUCUUCCAGGGAUUUGAAACGAUUACUCUGUCUCAGGAUGUUUUUUCCGUGAUAUCGAUAUAUAUAUAAAUAUAUAUUUUUUUCUUUAAUCAGUCGCCAGCCUUCAGGCUUUAGGCUCGGCUACGUGAAUCCUGGGAUUUUGCAACAGAAACCUACCUCAGCCGGAAUGAAUGUGUAAACGGGAAGCCUUUUUUUUUCGGAUCUGCGUCUUCGUCUUUUCCGUUUCGUUACGUUACGUGUCAAGUGUUUGGUCAGAAAAAAAAAAGUAACAGGUGCUGCGCUACCUCAGAUGUCAAGAACCACCACUUUCACGCUCGUUGAAGAGAAACGAGAGAAGAUAAAAUCCAACAUAUAGCACUUCCAAACGUUGAAGUCAAUGUUCUACCUCAAGAUAACAAUGCUGUUGUUGUUGUUGUCGUCGUUGUCCUUUUUUUUUCAUAAUGAAACAUGUUACCUCUUUUUUUUUUUGUGAGAUCCUGGCUUCCCAGUGUUGAAUUGAAUUGCUGUGUUUUGGAUAUGUCAGUACCUCAUGCAAGUUGACAGAUGACAUUGUAUGAAUUCUGCUCAUCGAGACAUUCUUAUCCGUAGUGUUUUUUGUAGGAUUUGUUUUUGACUUUUUUGUUUUGUUUUGUUUUGUUUUAUUUUUGUUCGUUUUCAAGUAUUUUUAGUUAAUUUAGCUCAACGUAAAGACUGUUAGAGAUGCAUUGCACUGCUACUAAUGAUUUCAGGAUGCGUUUUUCUGCCAUUUACCGUGUUAUGCUAUUUACAUGGAGGAGAAAGGAGGACGAGAUACAUCAGCGUUGGACAUGCAUUGAGUUUUACUGCGUGUGUGUGUCUGUACAAACAUCUGUGUGGUGGACUUCUGUAACUGUAUUGUGUGCCAGAGACAAGGGGUCAGGGGGGUUCAUUCAGUAUACGUGUAUAUAUGAUGUACUUAAGAGAAUUAAGCACAGAUUUAUCAUGGUGUUAGCCUGGGUGUCGAUGUAACGGUGUGGUAAUAUAGAAAUGGUGGAAGAUGAGUGGGUUCUAAAACGGCAGGACAUCGCCCUAAUAAGAUUUUGAUGGUGGAGCGAAGUCAGGUAAUGACACAGUGUGAUAUAUCAACAUGAAUUGAAAAACAAUCAAAUCAAUUAGCAAGUUGGUUCUCCCCCAAGCCCCACUCACAAAAAACAAACAUUUAUAUGGUAGCAGGUCAGUCAAUAGUGUAGCAGGAUUUUAAAAAGCAGCUCCUUUGUUGUGUUGGAGUCUUGGAGCGAGACAGAUCAGGGAUCAUUAAUAGCAUCUAUGGGUGGGAAGAUCCUAUAAGCUUAAAAUAUUUGCAAGUUUAACCUUUAAGGAUCCGUGAACUCACCAGUGCACCAAAUGCAGUGUUUCCCAAUCUUUCUAUUAAUAUUUUUGCCAUAAUGCAGCUCAGUUAAAAAGCUCAUCUUUUGUCUCUCACCGUGUCUAACUAGUGGAUUUGUGCGUCUGUUAUUGGUCUCUCUGUAUCUGUAAUUGUUGGAUUCAUGCAUUUGUCUUUGCUUUGUGUAAAAAUGACCAAUGAACACUCAGGAAAUCACUAAAAACAUAUUUAAUAGAAUUGUGGAAUAAUAUUAAAUGCUUUUUCAGCUAAUAAAAGAAUCAGGGGCUGGAUUGCAAAGGAAAUAUCCAUAUUCAAGAAAAGUAGCCUUGUAACUCCAGGUAAUAUUGACAUACGAUCUUGAACGAACUCUGUCUGUCUGUAUUAUUGCUGUGUUAGUAAGAUAUUAAUAGAAGCAUUUCAAUAGAACUGGUGAGUUUGUCGAUCCCAGAGAGUUAAAUCAGUACAAAUCUGCAAACGUAUUACAGUAAAAAUUCUACACGGCUUCAGAUUCUAUAAUUGAAAUAUAAAAGACCAGCAUCACAAUAUUUAGAUUUUAAUCUGAGCUUUGUAUACAAAUCAGAAUGGACAAACAGUAUAACAACAAGCAUGUUUAAAAACUGUUAUGAUAAACGGUGAGUACAGAGAAAAUGAACAGAAUUUCCGAAGCAACAGUAAAAUUACGGUAUCAAUGAAGCUUAACCUCAAAUCAGAAAAGGGUAAAAAACAGUAUGGAAAAAAACAAUAUUAUUUACAUUACUUACAGGAAUAGAUGUACAGCUUUGGAAAAAUGUAGGGACCACUUCAGUUUCUGAAUCAGUUUCUCUGAUUUUGCUAUUUAUAGGUUUAUGUUUGAGUAAAAUGAACAUUGUUGUUUUAUUCUACUACUACAGAACUACAGAAAACAUUUCCUCCAAAUUCCAAAUAAAAAUACUGUCAUUUAGAGCACUUAUUUUUGGAAACUGAGAAAUGGCUAAAAUAACUAAGAAUAUGCAAAUAUACAAAGAAAACAAGAACAUAUUUAUAAUGUUUUAAGAGUUCAGUAAUCAAUAUUCACUGUAAUAACCCUGGUUUUAAUCACAGUUUUCAUGCAUCUUGUCAUGUUCUCCUCCACCAGUCUUACACACUGCUUUUGGAUAACUUUAUGCCUGCACUCCUGGUGCAAAAACUCAAGCCGUUCAGCUUGGUUUGAUGGCUUGUGAUCAUCCAUCUUCCUCUUGAUUAUAUUCCAGAGGUUUUCAAUUUGGUAAAAUCAAAGAAAGUAAGUGGUCUCUUUCUCUCUUUUUCCAGAUCUGUAUGUUAUCAAAUGUAAUAGAGUUGAUCAGCCAAACCAUAAAAUAUAUUGGGUGCAUUUUCACAUUAAUCACAGUCAAAUCAAAUAAUAAGUAAGAAACUUAGUAUUAUUUUUGUUAGUAGUAGCAGUACUAAAUCUUCCAUACUGACCUUUGAUUUGGGGUGUAUUCAAUGAUGAAACAUGCCAUGAUGAGAAAACCUAUGAAAAUUACAAAAUCAACUAACUUAUUUUUUUAUACAUGAUUAAAAGGCAAGUAAAACAAAAUGUUGCAGUAUUACUGGAUAUAUGUUAAAAUGUAGACACAUUUGAGACAUUAAUUAUUUUUGAUAAAAAUGACAGUUUUAUUGUUGAAGCUGUUAUACUGAUAAUAUCUUUUGAAAAGAUAAAUCUGUGGCCAAACAGUGAAUUCAGAAUACAGUAAUAAUUCAAAAUAUGACAUUUCAUAACACUGCAGUACUCAGCAACCUGUUCUGCAGUCAGUGUAGAAGCUUAGUUUAAGAAUCAGCACUGUGGACAGUACAUAACCUACUACACUUCAUAACCUGGCUUUAAAACAGUCCUGCUGCUCAUCCAUCGCUCCACCAUCUUAAUCUUCUCUUGGGCUUUUGCUCUUCUUAAAAGGGCUUUAAGAGGGAGACAACAGUUGACACCAUGAUGGUCCAUCUCUAUCCUCCAGUGUUCCACAAUGCCCUGGUGCUUUUAUAUCCCUCUUUUCCUUUAAUAACCUACCUCAACACAGCUGUCAUGCUCUCAGGUCAUUCUCCCACCGGGGAAGAUUUUAUGUUUUUCUAUGACGCACACACACACACACAUACACACACACACACACACACACACACACAAACACACACACAGAUUUACAGUAUGUCAGAGGAGCAUCUCUUUUAUGUCCUUUUAAAUUUUCAAACCGUGUAGACUGUAAACAUGAGACAUCCAUGUUUUUUUCAUACUUUUUUAUAACAUUGUGUGGAAGUGAAUGUCUGACAAAUGUUACUUUGAAAUGUUUUGUAUCUGAUUUUUUUUAUAUAUAUAUAUAUUUUUUAGGUUUAUGCACUGUAUCUUCUAUCAUCUUCUGCCUCAAAAGUCUCCACGAAUGCUCAAGGGAAUAUCAAACACUCAUGCUUACGCUAAAGCUGUCCAUACUCGCUUGCUUGCAACAUUGUCGGUCGUCGCUGAUAUCGAUGCAUGUAAAUACACCUAGUAACCUUGUAAAAGCGGAGGGGAAAAAAAAUCAUACGUUUCAAACCACACAGUGGCUUCUCUGAUUGACGCAGUAACGAGUACAGUGCGUUCAUUCCAUCGGCAUCAAUCAAGUGAAAGUGAAUACUAAUCCCGAAACAGACCUCUCUCGAAGGCGGAGCCUCCUGUAUAGAAAGAAAAGAUAGAAGUGGAUUAAACUCGUGAGUGAUUGCGAUGAAUAUUAAUAUCGGACGCAUCGUGUUGUCUGCGGGCGAACGUGGUGGAGUGUUCAGUAUUCUCUUUCUUUGUGUGUUAGAUAGCUGAACUGAUCUGUCCAUAUGUAAUAGAGAUCAAUGAAAUGGUACUGAACAAGUUAUACGGGGGUGUGUGUACGUGGGUUUGCUGUGCUGUAAAGGCUUGUCCUUAUUAAUUAAGAGAAUUCUGUGUGAAAUGUCAACCGAUUGUACGACUCUAGUGCACAUGACUCUUCAGACUUGGAUUUUCUAGAUGUGUUCGCUAAACACAAGAUUCAGUGAGUUUUAAUGGUGUUAUGGUGAAAAUGCAGUUCAGACCAUUGCCAGUUGCCUGCAGUGCUGUGACUCCUGCUGCAUUUUUAAUGGCAUUAUUUUAUGCAUUUUGUUUUUGUUUUUGUUGUGUUUGUUUUUAUUUGAUUUGAUUUGAUUUUUUAUUGUUUUAUUUUUUAUUUGUUUCAUUUUGGUCUUAAGAUUUUGGUAUUAGUUUCUCUUGUCCGUUGUGAAAGCCCGUAUAUUUCAGUAGGAGUGUUAGAGUUCAGUGGAAAAAUAGUGCUUAAACUAGCAGAAGGGAGCCAUGGCGUAAUGUCGUAUUUAUUAAUGUUGCGUACGUAGUGUAUUUAUUGACGGCUGCCAACUGUUCCUGUGUGUUACGUCUCUCUUUCUCUCUCACGGUGCUUUUUUAAAAUAUUUUACAUUUUUUUUACAGAAACACACAAAAAAAAAAAAAACACAAAACAUCCGUUUUAGUUGCUCCUGUUGCGUCAGGUGGGCGGGGUGUGCUUAGAGAAAGCUGCCGGUGGGGUUCGGUAAAAUUUGGUGGCGGUCAUUUUUACUCAAAUGACUGUGGAAAUGAUCUUCACUGACCCCUCUAAAGUUUUGACAGCUUUCACUGCCAAAUAGUGCGCCUUAUUUCAGUAUAUAAAUAUUUCAGUAUGUGUGAUCAGAUUCCCGCUUCCGACUUUUGAUUGGUUUUCCUGCCAUCGUCAGGACUCUCUCUUUUGGGCUAGACAUACCGCUCUGAACUGUGCUUGCAGAACGACUGCCUCCAACAGUCACCUCAGGAGAUUAUAUGCUUCUUUUUUUUACUAUCUCAAUCUGUAUCUCUCUUUUCUGACGAACAGACCUUGAGUGGUGAGAUUCCCAUUCACACAGAGUAGUAGUUGGUGUAGAUUUUUUUAUUUUUUUAUUUUUUUUUAAGUGCUCUCAGGGAAAUAUCAGCUCCUCUUGCUCACUUUCCAGUCUAUACAAGAGAGAUGGAGUGGUCGUCACCCUGCACCCUGUGUCUGUAUAGAUGUACAACUGUCUUAUCCUCCCCACAAUCCUCUCUCUCUCUCUCACUCUCUAUUUUCCCUAUUUUCCCAGUUUUGAAGCUAAUUCAGAGCUAAUCAGUGUUGAUUCACACACACAGAGCUGCUGAGGAUAAUCCCUGAAUGCGGAGAAAUCAGAUGGAGACCCAUCUGAAGCAGAACCACCGCUCCACUCGCUGCCUCAACGGCAGCCCCCUCACUCUCACCGGCGGCCCCCUGCUCCUUGGCCUCUCUUUUGUUUUAAUUCAGCAUGCUUCUUUGUCUAUAGCUAUAUAAUCCAUAAGCGAACAAAGAGGGUAUUACCUCCUAUCCUGAUGGCCCUUCAUCAUACCAGACCCCCCAAUCCCACAACCACCCACCCACAUUUCUGUAAAGAAACUCUCAUUUGUCAGAGGGAGACCCCUCGCCCCACAAUUCCCAAGGGAGACUCAGGGACGACCCAUUACCAUUUAGCAGCCUCGGCCAGCGCCUGUGCUAUGGCAACCCGAGCCCAUUCCGCUCCGCAGACACAAAAUCAAACUCCGAAUCUGUAAAACAAACAUUGUUUUUAUCGAGGGACCACAUGCCGCCACCGCGGCUCCCUAAGCCCCAUUCAGAGCCGGGACUUAAAACAGGACCGCGCCCGAGGGGUGUCCCAUACAGGCAUGGUGCUAAACAGUUUAUUGCCCUGUCUCACACAGGUUUCUCCCCGCGGGAAUUGCCUUUUAGCAUUCAUCACAGUCUCGCCAUCACCCACCAGCACCAACAAACGAAAGUAUUUAGUUCAACAGGCUCCGCAACACUGAUGGAAAUGUUCGUGACAUACUAAGAAAUGCCAAUAAAGAUAAUUUAGCAAAUUUAGCUAGCAAAUGUAGAUGCAGACAGGCUGUGCUUUAAUACGUGUACUUGCAUUCCAGCUAAGGUUUCUCUAACUAAGUAUUUCUCACACAUUUGAGGUGGUCUGUGACUGUGUCACAAUUGCGUAUUUCACACUAAUACAGUACACCAAGAGGAAAGUUUAUUAAAUGCUAACAUACCAUUAAAGCUAAUUCAGCUAGCAAAUUUAGAUACAGAUGAAGUCUAACUAGCGUUUCUAAGUAUUUUUGACACAUUUGAGGUGGUCUGUGUAGCCCUAGUUAAGCUAACAGAGAACAUUAAAAGAACAUUUAGCUACAUUUUAAAAAAGGUUCCAGGAAAGUUAGUCAGAAAUAAUGUUGCUGGUUUAUAUCACAACGUUAUUAAAAAAAUUCUCACAUAAUAGAAAAUACUAACAUUAUGAAAACGUUAAAAGUAGCAUUUCCAAAACUAAAAGUUAAACUUUAACAGAAGUGAUGUUGCAGCAAUGUUCCAAGAAAAUUUAAAAAUGUUAAAUAAAAGCGUUCUAAGAACAUCUAGAAAACCUGACAUAUUGAACAUUCUAAGAAAUGUUCUGAACUGUAACAUUUCUAAAAAGUAGUCAUAAUUUCUUUGGUAGAGAAUAAUUUGUUGUAUUGGAAAUCAAAAUUUACCGUAGCUAAGUCUGCGCUAACGUUACUAUGUUAUGUAGCUCGCCGCUAAUGUUAGCUAUCUUGCCACUAACCUUAGUUUUCUCCCCAGUAAUGUAGCUAACUCAUCCCUAACAUUACUAUGUUAGCUAGCUCUCUGCUAACUUUAGUUCUCUACCCGGUAACAUAGCAAACUUAUCGCUAUCAUUACUACCUUAGCUAUCUCUCCGCUAACGUUAGUUCUCUCCCUGUUAAGAUAGAUAGCUCGCCUCCAAUGUUACUAUAUUAGCUAGCUCUCUGCUAACCUUAGUUCUCUCCCAGUAAUGUAGCCAAAUAACUCGCUGCUAACAUUAGUAUGUUAGCUAGCUCGCCGCUAACGUGAACUAGCUCUCUGUUAACCUUAGUUGUCUUUCCAGUUAGCAUGUGCUUUCCCAUCUGCAUUAAACGCACCGUCUGAAAAUGUAAUACCUACAGUAAAUUUACAGUAAAUUUAAGACCUUUAAGACCCGGAUUUUUCUAGACUUUUUAAGGACCUGCAAGAACCCGAUUAUACUCAAAGCACUAUAUUGUGUAUGGAAAUGUUAAUGUUCCUUAUUCUGUGGUAGUUCGAAAGUGGAAUGGUUAAAAGCCUAUCUUUUAGUAUUAGCUAGCAAAUUAGGCUACUUCCCUAGCCAACUUGCUAGCCACUUGUUAUUGUUCUUUCACCUGUUCCUAUGACAGUAUGUUGCAUACCACUAUACCACUGGAAUGAAAGUACGCUAAUUGAAACACAGCCCUAACUGACUACUUACUGUUACUUACCUUUAAACUAGUUUUCAGUCAUUUCUCAAUAUCCUAGACUUUUAGCCCAACAACAAAGCACUGUGCGUAAAUACACUCGGGACUGGUUUUAAUUCCUGACAUUUUUGUCCUUUUCAGGUUUUUUCAGAAACUCUAAAUAUGAACACUAAAUAUGCAGCUGUAUAAGUGUACAGUAUUCAUUAUUCAUACAUUAGAAUGAGCAAAUCAGGCUGUAGUAUGUUGUAAAAUAUUUCUCUUUGAAUGUGCCAUUCAAAAAAAGCAUACCACAAAUUUUUGUAUUGCAAUGAUGCUGUAAUAUCAGUCUUCACAGCAGCAGCCACAGCGUAGUAAAGCGGUUCAGCUCUACAUUUUCACUUGGAUAAGUAUGAGAUAUCAAACUCGACCCCAGAUCCAUUCACUCACCAUUUACUCAUCAUUUAUCAGCGUUUAUCUGCGUUAUAUUAAAAUUUCGCAGAAAUAUAGCCAAUGUCAGACAUUCCCAUAGAACAUUCUCCCAGCACUUAAGAGAUUGUUUCCUCGCUUAAGAAUUGAUUUGCUGUCAGAGCAGGUGGCUGAUCAUGGAAUAAAAAUAAAGUGGAAUAAAGGGAAUGAUGCAUUAAUCUUUCAAGGAAAACGCGGAAUCCUAGAUUCUACUUUUAGUGCCCUCAGUGGAGAGUGGCUUUAUGGAAAUGCCACUCUUCACCCACACACUUCAAUCAGAAAGCGAGGCACUGAGUGCUGGCCAGCCCACUCUCAAGCCCUAUUCAACAUGUUCCUUUUUUCUCAGAAGGUGCAGAGAAAAAAAAAAAAGAGAACAUGCUGCCGAGAUCCGUGAUUGGAAUCCAGCACCAAUCUGCAAUGUCUGAAGCAAAUUCCAAAGUAAAUUACCUGCUGUAUUGUAAUCAGCUGUUUCAGUAUUUAGUGCGUCCACCACAAUCCAGUUCAGUUUUUUCGAAGAAAAAAUAAAGGGAGAUUUCUCAGCAGCAGCUUCACACAAUUAAUCGUAAUGAUCACAAAUGUUUUUCUAUUUCCUUUUCUCAGAAACGCUGCAGUUACACUGCUCCAGAAAGUCCACACUGCAAAUUAUUCCAUUUAUUUUCAGUGGAAAGCGUUGGUUCAUUCAUGUGUAGCCAGACAAGGCAUAGAAAGUCUGGUAACACAAAUUUGUCCAGUAAGAAGACAGCUGUUUUUUUGUGCAAGAAGUGUGCACAUUGAAAAGCAUGAAACAUUUGACCUGUAUUCAAAUAUUUCAGUGGCAGUUUCUCCACAGGUACAGAAGAGCAAUAGCGCUAACUGCUAAUUGCCUUCUAUGAUACAUAAUAAGUUAAUUUAUUCGAAAUCCUUGCAGAAACACACCAUUUUCUAUUAUCAACACAACAUAAAAGCAAUGCUUUUAUUACUUUAAAAUACAAAGAUACUGAGCAAGAAGUUAUUUCAAUACGUUUUGCAGGGAAUAAUUUCAUUAACACUCAUACUCAUUGCUCUGGAUCAGUUUAAAUGCAGCGUUGCAGCUUCUUGAUCAGCUUCACAAUCUUUCAAGACUCACAGUGUUGAACCAUCUUCUCAUUGAAAGGAUGGACAAUUAAAUUUCUGCUUAUUUUAGACAUUGAUUUAUAAAAAAAGUCAUUCAGAGUUGUUUGGUGUAAAUGCUUGUUCGUAGAGAAAAUUGAAUUAAGUCAGGUAUUUGGCAUGUAAACUCACAUUUAACCAUUUUACUAUCAGUUAAGGCUAAACAAGAUUUUGCAACCUUAGGUGCUGCCAUAUUGUCUGCAGUUUACAUAGCCUGUCGCCCAGACUCCUGACCAAUCAUUGAGCGUUGUCACACACUGUCUUCAGCCAUAGAUUUUCAUUGUGUGUGACACGGCAAACGAAGCCCGAGUGCAUCUUCUGCGGCUAGAAGUAUGCUGAGGCCUAAAGUAUGCAGCGUUUUGCUUCUGUUUUGUCCUGAUUUAGAAACCGUAAUCAUAGAAAAAAUAAAACGUAACUGUCUAACAGUCUGGAGCUGCGGUACAGAAUGGUAAAGCACCACCUUAGUAACCUUUUGGCUUUGCGUUGAAAAAUGCCAGCAUCUUCCAGUGCAAGCCAUUGUCUUCUUUUAACAGCUUCUCAAAAAAAAAAAAUCUGCCUCAGAUUUAAUCUUUAGAGGAUCUUACACCAAAUCACUCUGAUUUACUUUAUAAUAGAGUUAAAAAGAGGUCUAACAGAUAUUGCAUGGUUGUUGGGGGUCCCAUCUUCUUCCAUACACAACACAACUGAUCUAAUGGCUAUCUAAAGUAUUUCCUUAAAAAAAUGAAAUACAUUACGGCUGCUAUUUGACAGGAUGUUGAAGGGUCAAUAAAUGAACAUUACAUUACAGACUUUUCUGUAUAAGAACUGCUGUAGAUAUCUCCCUUUUGCUAGCCUCCGUAUGCUAAUAUCAUAAUUCUGCUGGGUUAGAUUGGUUAAAAUGCUAAAACCGAGCUCCAACCAAAAAAACAAACUCCUAAUGCACCACCUGCACCGGCCUGUGCCACCUGACUGACUAUCCUCUCCACCUAAAACCACUCAGAUACACUACUGUAGGUGUUCACAAGUGGGGAGAGCCUGAGAAAAGGAUUUUAAAUACAGAUAGCAAUGUGGAAAUGUCUGUCCAUGUCUGUCCGUCUGUCUGUCUGUCCUCUCGCUUCUCCCCAGGGUGACCCACAGCCUGAAUCAAGUUUUAAUUUAAGUGUUUUUUAUGUUUUUGGUUUUUUUUUUCUGAUCAAAUGAAGUUUGAUUUGGCUUUUUGUUUGUUUGUUUGUUUGUUUGGGAACGCUACCUUUCUGCAGUUUUAUUUAUGUGCUUCUCCAUGUUUGAUAUCUGUAAUUAAUUCUGACCUCCGUUCAGGUCGUGAUUCUCUACUUAUACAGAUGUACAUAUGCAUAUGCGCUGUACGUGUAUAUGUAUAUGCGUAUGGAAAACAUGAUAGACCGUUUUUAGUGGUUUGUAUCGUUUUAGGGUUCCUCGUGCAACAUUGAUUAAAGAAAAAAAACACAUCAAUGAUAAUAAACUAGUUCUAGUAAUAAAAGCAAAA